Molecule: messenger RNA, 1007 nt
Organism: Stegodyphus dumicola
Lineage: Eukaryota; Metazoa; Arthropoda; Arachnida; Araneae; Eresidae
Product: lens fiber major intrinsic protein-like
Biological process (GO): water transport; transmembrane transport
Cellular component (GO): plasma membrane
Molecular function (GO): water channel activity
Source: RefSeq, a predicted model, not a curated record
CGACCUGUGACCUCGAAGGUCGAGGAGAGAGCGCGUUGACGGUAGCUGGUUCCACAUUUCGAAGUGCUGGCGACUGCUACAGAGCGAUGGCUGCGAAUAGUUAGAGGGGUUCUCUCCAUAUUUUAUGACUGGAUAAAGGCAUGGCUUACGCAUUGGAUAAUUUCAAUCAAUAUAGCAAACAAAAUAUCGGUUUGCUUCGCAAAGGCAGGGUCACAAUGUCAGGCAUUGGACACAGAGAAAAUUUGGGCUGCACUGUAGUCACUGAGUACCUGUCCACCUGGCAAGCCAUGGGCCUGGAACUGGUGCUUACUUUCAUCGUGGCUUUCACAAUGUGUGCAACAGCUGAUCCGAAUAGAAAGUCUCUAGGAAGCGAUGCACUUGCAGUGGGGCUGGCAUACCUAGUGUGUUCUUUGAUUGCUCUUCCUGCAACUGGAGCCUCAAUGAAUCCUGCAAGAUCACUGGGGCCAGCGUUCGUAAUGAACACUUGGACCAACCAUUGGGUGUAUUGGAGUGGUCCUGUAUUAGGUGGGUUACUUGCGGGCCUAAUUUAUGAAUACAUUUUCGACUCGCCUAAAAAGAUACUUCCAACUAUAAAGGAAAGAGAUGAUUCAGAAAGAGAUAUAUCAGAUAUCAAAGAUGAAACUGAUAGCAAGUCCUCCACUGUGAUAUCUCCAAGGGCCCAAAUGCCUCAGAUGCAGAUUCAACAUCAGAUUCCUUCUGGUGGACCCUUUUAUAGACCAUUGACACCCCACGAGGGAUCUACGAUGAGGCCUCAUUCGAGGAGCACCUAUACGAAUCCUAAAUACGUUGCCACACCUGGAAGUAGUAGUUCUCACCAGCACAUGCAACCUGCUGCAUAUUACAGUUCUCUACCAAGAAACAGUGCCUACAGAACAUGGAAUGAGUAUGGAACAUCUGGUCACUUCAAGUUUUAAAUGUGUUCAAGACAGUGAUUAACAUAAUCACCCUUGUAAGACUGACGCAUUUACAUAAAGUUAUAAAACAAA